CAUAACUAUAUAUAUAUUUCUUCUUCACUCUUCCCCUUUGAUCCAUGUUCUAUAGGUCAAAAACCUAAAAAAAUAAUUAUAAAUAGAAAAUGUCAUUCGACAUGACUUUUUCUUCUUCAUCUUCCUCAGAACGCCUUUGUUACUUGCAGUGUAAUUUUUGCAACACUAUUCUAGUGGUUAGUGUUCCAUGCAGCAACAUGUUAACCUUAGUGACAGUAAGAUGUGGGCAUUGUGCAAAUAUGUUUUCUGUUAAUAUUGGAUCUUUAAUUCAAGCUCUCCCCCUUCAAGAUGUACAAAAGCUGCAAAGGCAACAGUACACAAAUGUUGAAAAUAAUUCUAGUAAUUAUAAAGCUUAUGGUUCUUCAUCAUCAUCAUCUUCCUCCAAGUUCAACAGAUAUUCUUCCAUUGUUUCUCCUGAAUUUGAACCUAGAAUCCCUCCGAUUCAUCCACCAGAAAAAAGACAACGUGUUCCUUCUGCCUACAAUCGAUUCAUCAAGGAAGAGAUCCAAAGGAUAAAGGCCACCAAUCCUGAAAUUAGCCAUCGUGAAGCUUUUAGCACUGCUGCCAAAAAUUGGGCACAUUUUCCACAUAUUCACUUUGGACUUAAGCUGGAGGGCAACAAAUAGUGCAUCUUGAGG
Messenger RNA from Solanum tuberosum (potato), 638 nucleotides. Its product is annotated as putative axial regulator YABBY 2. The transcript is spliced from 6 exons. Lineage: Eukaryota; Viridiplantae; Streptophyta; Magnoliopsida; Solanales; Solanaceae. Gene Ontology annotation, biological process: cell fate commitment; multicellular organism development; abaxial cell fate specification. The record is from RefSeq and is a predicted model, not a curated record. The coding region runs from base 90 to 626 and encodes 178 amino acids. Gene Ontology annotation, cellular component: nucleus.